This is a messenger RNA of Musca vetustissima, 869 nucleotides long. RefSeq names its product lachesin-like. Gene Ontology annotation, cellular component: neuron projection. NCBI's taxonomy places the organism in Eukaryota, Metazoa, Arthropoda, Insecta, Diptera, Muscidae. The transcript is spliced from 7 exons. The record is from RefSeq and is a predicted model, not a curated record. The annotation marks the transcript as partial.
AUGCAGGGACAUGGCAUGCCACACAAAGCAAUCUUUGAGAAGUUCUUUUUUCCCUUUGAUGGAAGCAUUGCUGGACCUCGAGGCAGACCAGGGAAACCUGGCACCAAUGGCACACCAGGUAUCCCCGGUGUAAGUGCCUACAAAGUACAGCUAAAGAACGGCACAUACUUGAAUGAUUUACUGAUACCACCAUCAAUUGCAGAUAUAAAUAUGCCCCGUUCCAUUGCCGUCGAAGAAGGAAAAACAUUAAACGUAAGCUGUGCCGCCAGCGGUAAUCCAAUGCCUCAUGUUGAAUGGCGACGAGAUGACGGUCGAACGAUUAAUGUCCAUGGCGUUGAGAUGUCAUCUAUAAGUGGACCAUAUCUGAAAUUCACCAAUAUUACCCGCCAUCAAAUGGCUUCGUAUACAUGCUAUGCCGACAAUGGUUUAGCACCAGUGGCCAAUGCAACAUUUUUAAUCGAAGUCCAAUUUCCGCCCAUGAUAUCGGUAUAUAGGCAAAUGAUUUAUGCCGAAUAUGGACGUUCGGCCACAUUGGAAUGCAUUGUGGAAGCAUUCCCCGAGGCUAUACUCUAUUGGGAAAGGGCCUACGAUGGCAGUAUAUUGGAUCGAGGUGACAAAUAUCGAAUUGAAACUAAUCCAGAUGGCUAUCGCACGACAAUGCGUCUGACGAUUACCUCCUUGCGUAAGGAUGAUUUCGGUUACUAUCAUUGUGUGGCCAGGAAUGCACUCAAUACCACAAUGGUUAAUUUUGAAAUUGCACCUCAAGAUCCAAACAGUGAAACACCCUAUGUUGGCAAGGAAAUGAAAACAUAUGGCCAACGUCCACCCGAACAAGAGUGUCCCGUUUGUCCCGAGUGUCCUGAACAGAG